Dendronephthya gigantea is the source of this 1395-nucleotide messenger RNA. Its product is annotated as proline-rich protein HaeIII subfamily 1-like. Bases 353 to 1267 code for a protein of 304 amino acids. The record is from RefSeq and is a predicted model, not a curated record. The transcript has 4 exons. NCBI's taxonomy places the organism in Eukaryota, Metazoa, Cnidaria, Anthozoa, Malacalcyonacea, Nephtheidae.
UGGAACAAGCCAUGCAAAGAUCUUUUGCGGACAGGAGGUUUUUCAAAUUAUAUUUUUGCGGUGAAAAGGCCGGUGCAGCAAUAGCAACUUGAUGCCCAGUUUUUGGCAAUAGUUUCUUCAAUAAAUAUCCAUCAAAACCUAACGCAUAUCGAUCUAUUUAGUGAUUUAUUAUCACCUAAGGCAAAGAGUAAAAAGUUUCUAUUCCAUGCUAUGAUUACAUUAUCGCAACAGGUAUCACAUUGUCACUUUGUUCGCUCGAUUGCACUGUGAAAAACAACAGUGAAUAAACGAGAUUUCUUAUUUUCCUACUGGCUGAACUUGUAUUAUAAAGAUUGUUAGGAAAAUUAUAAAGAUGAAAUCGUGUAUUGUAUAUGUAGCGCUGGCUGUUCUUCUCGCUGAUUUCAUAGAUGCAAAAUCACUAAAAACAAAUAUCUUCAGAGAACGACGAUUUUCUCCAAUGCUAAACCAACAAUCCGGUAGCAGUGCGUUGACUGAGUCGGGGCCACAAAAGGGAUGCCCAGCAAUGUGUGUGAGGUGGAAUACGGUGCUGAAAGAAAAUGGUCAGCUAGAGAAUACCCCUGUUGUUACAUCACCCUUAGUCCCAGGAGACACAAUCACACAGUGUCCAAAGCAAUGUGAUCCGAGGUGUUGUAGUAUGACUAAUGACGGAUAUUCUCACCCGGAUCAAUCGCAGGGUAUGGGAGGUUUGCAAUCUGGUCCACAAGAUGAUCCAAAACAUCCACCAGCUUGCCCAAUAGGUUGUCCAAAAGCAUGUUAUCCCGCCUGCAGACCUGGUUGUUGUAAUCCAUCAUCACCCAUGUCAAUGUACCAACAAGGUAUGGCGCAACAGACGCCAAUGUUUCAACCAAUGCCUCAGCCAUAUGUCCAAGAACCUGUCAGACAAACAAGAGGAAGAAUCCCUAACCAAGCCUUGUUUUCUUAUCCUUCGCAAAAUGUUCAAAUCCCUUCUCAACCGCGUGAUAUCAUUUCAUAUGCAGACCAACAGGCAAAUCCUGUCAGGUCCAUCUCCUAUCCUAUGGUACAAUAUAACCCACAACCAGAAAUGCGGCCACAAACACGUGCAAGAAUUCCACAACCAUUCUCGCCGUACGCUGAACAACAAUCAUAUGCUCCACAACAAUCCAUAAAUCAACGCUCCAAAGUCCCAAAAACUACCAUUGCCGCACAUGCAGCAACUUGUGCUAUCCCAUGUUCACCCAUAUGUGCACCACAUUGUACAAAGCAUUGUUGUGAAUCAUAUGACUGACAUUCAAAACGAUUAAAUAUUUCUAAAAUUAAAAUGAACUGAUCGAUUGGGAAUGGGGUUGUAAAAUAUUUGUAUAGUAAAAUAUGUAGAGCAUGACAUUUUUGGGGUUCAACAAUAAUUAAAAAAUU